This is a messenger RNA of Aspergillus novofumigatus IBT 16806, 944 nucleotides long. Its product is annotated as C40 family peptidase. The record is from RefSeq and is a predicted model, not a curated record. The coding region runs from base 6 to 734 and encodes 242 amino acids. NCBI's taxonomy places the organism in Eukaryota, Fungi, Ascomycota, Eurotiomycetes, Eurotiales, Aspergillaceae. The transcript has 2 exons.
CCAAAAUGAAGUACCUCACCAUCGUCGCUGCAUCCCUUGCAGCCAUUAUUCCUUCCGUCAGCGCCUACCCCAUUACCGGCGACGGCGUCAACUGCCGCUCCGGGCCCGGCACCAACCACCCCGUCGUCAAGUCCUACCCCAAGGGCCACGAUGUCUCCAUUGUCUGCCAAGCCCCCGGCACCGACGUCAAGGGCGACAAGCUCUGGGACAAGACCUCCGACGGCUGCUACGUCGCUGAUUACUACGUAAAGACCGGUUCCUCCAACUACGUCACCAAGCACUGCGACGGCGGUAGCGACGGUGGCAGCGGCGGCGGCGGCUCCGGCAGCGGAUCCGGCAAGGCCAUCGUCGACGCGGCCGAGAAGGAGAAGGGCCUCCCCUACGUCUGGGGUGGCGGUGGCUGCAAGGGUCCCUCUGGCGGCGGCUUCGACUGCUCCGGGUUGACUCAGUACGCCGUCUGCCAGGCGCUGAAGAAGACCAUUCCCCGCACGGCGCAGACGCAGUACAACUCGAACAUGGGCAAGCGGAUUCCUCGCGCACAGGCUAAGGAGGGUGAUCUGCUUUUCUGGGCUACUGGUGGUGACUGCAAGAACAAGGUUGCCCACGUUGGCAUCUUCAUCCGGGACGGAUGGAUGAUCAAUGCUGCUAAGACUGGCACUCCUGUCAGAGAACAGGCUAUCUGGACCUCUUAUGGUGGAGAGUCUAUCUGCCCCUAUGUCAUGAGAUUCUGGUAAAAAUUUUAUGCUACUAUACCAUGGGAUACAUAGGACAACUCGGCGUCUUUUGACUCUUCAUUUCUCCUGACUUGGGCUAUACAAUUUUGGUUGACCGCUUAUUAUCUUUCUUCGCCACUGUACAAACGUUUUCAAUACUAUACAGACGAACCAAUUGGAUCUUCUUUUAUCUCAUGCCAUCUAUUAUGCGUUAUCCUCUAAUGGCGUCAG